UAUGGAACAUUUUCCGCCAAGAUCAAGGGAAAGUGAAUCCGCGCAGCGGGGGAUGCCCCGCACGCCGCUGCCAUCGGGGGCCGCGGAGCCGCGCCCGGCCUGAGCGCCCCGCGCAGCCGCCGCGCUGCCCUGCGGAUGCCCUUCAUGCCGCAGCCGCCCGGAGCCGAAGCCCGGAGCCCCCCGCUGCGCCUCCUGCCCCCCGGCCGGCCGUGAAAUGCUCCAGGAGAAAAGCCUGUCUGAAACCGAGGAAGGGUUUCCAACAGCCCCCGCGCCCGGCCAUGCGGACUCCUCCGCCGGUUCCCCCGUCCUCGGCGUAGCCGGGGGGAGCAGCACGCCGCUCAGCAGCCCGCAGCUCCCCGACCCCGAGCAGACAAUAGAAAAUAUCAAAGUCUAUCUCCAUGAGAAGGAGCUAUGGAAGAAAUUCCAUGAAGCUGGCACGGAAAUGAUCAUAACCAAAGCAGGCAGGAGGAUGUUUCCUAGUUACAAGGUUAAAGUGACUGGAAUGAACCCAAAGACCAAGUACAUCCUGUUGAUCGACAUCGUUCCAGCUGAUGACCACCGGUAUAAAUUCUGUGACAAUAAAUGGAUGGUGGCUGGGAAGGCAGAGCCGGCCAUGCCGGGGAGACUCUACGUGCACCCCGACUCACCGGCCACCGGAGCACACUGGAUGCGGCAACUGGUGUCCUUUCAGAAGCUAAAACUCACCAACAACCACCUGGAUCCCUUUGGACAUAUCAUUCUUAACUCAAUGCACAAAUACCAACCGCGGCUGCAUAUCGUGAAGGCGGAUGAGAACAACGCUUUCGGCUCGAAGAACACAGCCUUCUGCACCCAUGUUUUUCCAGAGACCUCCUUUAUCUCGGUGACUUCCUACCAGAAUCACAAGAUAACCCAGCUGAAAAUUGAAAACAACCCCUUUGCCAAGGGAUUCCGGGGCAGCGACGACAGCGACCUGCGCGUGGCACGGCUGCAGAGCAAAGAAUAUCCAGUGAUUUCCAAAAGCAUCAUGAGGCAGAGGUUGGUGUCCAGUCAUGGUCAGCUUUCAACAAAGCCAGAUGUCAAUCCACUUCAUGGGAAUCACCAGACCCUCCAACAUUAUCAGUAUGAGAACGGUGCUCACAUGCAAUUUGCAGCUUCAGAUACUCAAGAUCUGCCACUCAACACCUUCACAGCACAGAGGGAUUCAGGGCUCUUCUAUCACUGCCUAAAGAGAAGAGAAAGUGCUCGGCACCUGGACCUGCCCUGCAAACGCUCCUACCUGGAAGCCUCCUCUUCUGUGGGAGAUGAUCACUAUUUCCGUUCCCCGCCUCCGUAUGAUCAGCAGAUGCUGAGCCCUUCCUACUGCAGCGAGGUGACCCCGAGGGAAGCGUGCAUGUACUCUGGCUCGGGGGCUGAAAUCGCUGGGGUCUCCACAGUUGAUGAUUUGCCACCUCCACCUCCUCCCUUGAGCUGCAAUAUGUGGACUUCUGUCGCACCUUACACCAGCUACAGUGUUCAGACAAUGGAAACUGUCCCUUACCAGCCUUUCCCUGCUCAUUUCACUGCCACCACCAUGAUGCCACGGCUCCCGUCCAUCACGGGUCAAGGCUCACAGCCACCAGGUACCAGCCACUUCAGUGUCUACAAUCAGCUGUCCCAGUCUCAGGUUCGGGAGCGCGUUCCUUCUUCGUCUUUCCCAAGGGAAAGGAUGCACCCAUCUGUGUGUGAGAGAAAACCCCCCUCUCCACACCUAAACACAGCGAAUGAAUUCCUGUACUCACAAAGCUUUUCCUUGUCGAGGGAGUCGUCGCUGCAGUAUCAUUCAGGGAUGGGGACUGUGGAGAACUGGACUGACGGAUGACUCUGACGGCCAAGCGAUGCCACAGCCAACGUUACUGCUCCAGGACAGUGUUCAAUCAGUGUUGAUACCUGUGGGUAACUUGCACUUCGGUGAGACAAACGUGCAUUUCCAGAGGGAUUUGUGUGGGUGAAGAGCUUGUAUCUUCAGACACGCAGAGAAUUCCAUCUCCUGCCUCGGUGGGCUGCAUUCAUCAGCCUCUUACUGACUCCUGAAUAAAUUAAUUCUCACAUCUCCAUUACUGAUCCCAUAAAAACCAUCUUCAUGACUAACAAGUAAAGCAGCUGGUCAUUUUCUCUUGCUUGUAAUAUUAAACCUACAUGAGCAGAUUUUGGCUAUUUGGGGGGGGGGGAGGGGGAAAGAGCUUCACUUUUAUGGUACCGGGUUCAUGAAGUCAAAGCAUCCCAAAUCUCAAAGGCAAAAAGUGAUCCGUUGGGUAAUGUAGUUCAAGGACUGCUGUAGCAGCACUUGUUUAGCUCUUUGGGGUUUUUUUGUCUGUAGAAAUUCCUUCCUCCUCUGGAAGUGACGGAGCCGUGGGGGCCGGCGGGGCGGCUCAGCCGUGGGCUCAGGGAGCUGCGGUGCUGCUCCGGUACUUCCCCGGCACAGCGCAGGGUUCGUGUCAUGGUGCAGAGAGGAGAAGGCACCGAUGCACAAAUGUCUCUUCUUCCCCCCACACCACCAUCCUUCGUGGCUGUGGGAAAUUUAAGUGAAGCGUUAACACUCGAGGCCAAACAGCAAAUUAAUUGCAGCAUUAGGAACAGACCCAGUGUCCUCAGACUCCCACCCGUUGACUGAAUCACACUUGCUUAUUGCAAUAUAUUUAUGAAAUUUAAGCUUAAAAGUUGCUAAUACUUUCCAGAAAUGAUUUCUGUAUUUGCUGGUCCUUGAUUUCUUUCGUAUUCAGCUGAAAUGUGCCUUUUGUGCUAUGUUGUUUUGUUUUCUUUUGCAGCUAUCUCAGACAGAAUUGUUUUGAGCAUAAAGGAGGCAGAGAGGUAUAUUUUCUGAAUUGUGGGGUGGGGUGGGAAGAGUUCCCAUUACCUGUCAGGCUUCACAGUGUACAAAUAUUUGUAGAACAGGUAAAAAUCUAUAACCAGUGUAUACAUUGCUACUGUUGUUUACUGUGGAAGUAUCUUGGACUGAUUUAGUGCCAGCUUUGCCUCCCAGAGGGUCCCUACAAAGUAAGGAGGGAUCACUCGGUGCCAGCUCAAAACUGCCUUGAGUGGGGAAGCAAGCUGUGCUCUUUCUGGAACAAAACUCCCAUUGCCUUCACUUGUAAAGCUCCUGAGUUGGGAUGAUCAGGAGCUCAGAUCCUCCUGUCUGCAGCCUGUCCAUCCUGCCCAGCUCCUGGGUGACACUGCCCCGAGGGAUGGCAACGCAGAGGUGAUGCUGGGAGUUUGGGUCCACUAAAGAGUGCAGCAAUGAAGCUCUAAUCAGGCACAGCAGGGUUUUCCUCCUUGCUCAUUGCUUCCCAAAUGGGCAAAAGCUGGAAUACAAACGUGGAAGCUGGGAGGUACUUCUAGGUUUGGAUGAAUCCAUCCCAAUGAAAGGGCUGGUGGAUGAGGGCAACAGUACGCAGUGGGACAGCCCUGCAGCCACUCAAGGGAAGGUCACAUUUCAACCAGGACGAGCUCAGACACCCAUUCAGCAGACUCUAGGUGUGACUGGUGUGGAUUUUGUAAUCAGAUUUUUGGCAAUCACUACAAUUUUUGCAUGCUGAAUAGCUAUUUAUAUACAUAUAUAUUUUAUAUAUAUAUAUAUAUAUAAAAAAUAUAUAUAUAUCACAAAUGCAGGCCACGUGUCCAGUUCAGCUUUGCUUUUUACAAAUGAAAUACUUAAUAAAAAUGAAUGUUGCAAGGGGGUUUUUUUUUUGUUUUUUGGAAAGACAUCUAUUUAAGAUUUUUUUUUUUUUUUUAAUUACACACCUUUGAUGUAAAAACUAAGAAUUGGUUAGAUAAAAAAACAUAUAUACUACAGAUAAAUCUUUAUUAGAAACCACAUUAGCUACAGGUGGUAUGGAAUUUUUUAAAUGUUUGUUAAAUAGCAUGGACAUUUUAUUUUACUUAUCAGAACAUAAAGUCAUUUUACUACUAUAAGCUGUCUCUGGGUGCAUUUCAAUGAGUAUAAAAGUGUUCUGUGGUGAAUUACUGGAUGCCUCAUCUGUCUUCUGUCUCCUAUACCAGUCUCACACUUUCCUGGGGUGCACUUGACUCUUUUUAUACCAUCUUACAGAUACACCAUCAGACUUCAACCACUCACAGCACAACUGAAGGGGGUUUGGGUUAGUUGUGGUAUCUUGUGUGUGUCUGAACACUCUUUUUAAUGGUGUCAUAGUUUAGCAAGGAGCAGCUUUUGCUUGGUAACGGGGGAGCAGGUUGCAGUGAAGACCCAGUAAAAAAGUUCUUGGCCUCUAUGGAUACAUGAACUGACCUGCACCACAUAGUACCAGGUGAAGUUGAAAGCAUCCAUAAUCUUAUUAUCAUAAUGAGAGCACCAAAAUGAUGUUCCUGUAUUUACAUGCUGACCAGUUACAAUGACACUAGUGAAGAAUUAAAGGUUGGAGGCAAUGGGGAGAGGUCUGAGGGUGUCUCAAACCAUCAUUUGGAAAGCUUGGUUCAUUUCUUAUAGUGACACUGAAUCAACAUGAAACCAGACAAAUGCUGCCACUCUUAACCUAAAAAAUAAUGAGGUCAGCAGCCUAGAGAUCUACUGAGAAGCUGGACUGGAUCCUGUGCUUGCUUUAUAAAGCUGAUCAACAGAGCAAUAAAGUCAUUUUUAAUGAAUAA
Messenger RNA from Colius striatus (speckled mousebird), 4620 nucleotides. It is a transcript of the gene TBX4, whose product is annotated as T-box transcription factor 4. The transcript has 9 exons. Gene Ontology annotation, cellular component: nucleus. Gene Ontology annotation, biological process: cell fate specification; regulation of transcription by RNA polymerase II; angiogenesis. Lineage: Eukaryota; Metazoa; Chordata; Aves; Coliiformes; Coliidae. The record is from RefSeq and is a predicted model, not a curated record. The coding region runs from base 215 to 1840 and encodes 541 amino acids. Gene Ontology annotation, molecular function: RNA polymerase II cis-regulatory region sequence-specific DNA binding; DNA-binding transcription factor activity, RNA polymerase II-specific.